CGCACGCGCAAGCCACCCGACGGCUGUGAGGCGCCGGAGAGGUUAGGGUACAGGUGUACCUUGUGCUCUUCAGCUGUUGUGAAGGAGUAUCCUGGCUUGAUCCUGAGCCGCCAUGGGGAAAGUGAAUGUGGCCAAGUUACGUUACAUGAGCCGAGAUGAUUUCAGGGUCCUGACCGCGGUUGAAAUGGGCAUGAAGAACCAUGAAAUAGUUCCCUGCAGUUUAGCUGCUUCUAUAGCCAGCCUUAAACAUGGUGGCUGUAAUAAAGUUUUAAGAGAAUUAGUGAAACAUAAACUCAUAGCUUGGGAGCGUACCAAAACUGUCCAGGGCUACCGGCUGACAAAUGCAGGCUAUGAUUACCUAGCUUUGAAAACACUUUCUUCUAGACAGGUGGUUGAGUCUGUUGGAAACCAGAUGGGUGUUGGCAAAGAAUCUGAUAUUUACAUUGUUGCAAAUGAAGAAGGGCAGCAAUUUGCGUUAAAGCUUCACAGAUUGGGAAGAACCUCCUUUCGAAAUCUGAAAAACAAACGUGAUUAUCAUAAACACAGGCAUAACAUGUCUUGGCUUUAUUUAUCUCGUCUCUCUGCCAUGAAAGAAUUUGCCUAUAUGAAGGCAUUGUAUGAGAGGAAAUUCCCAGUACCAAAACCAAUUGAUUAUAAUCGCCAUGCAGUGGUCAUGGAACUCAUAAAUGGCUAUCCUCUAUGUCAGAUACACCAUGUUGAAGAUCCUGCAUCAGUGUAUGAUGAAGCUAUGGAACUAAUUGUCAAACUUGCAAAUCAUGGACUGAUUCAUGGAGAUUUUAAUGAAUUUAAUCUCAUUUUGGAUAAAGAUGACCACAUCACCAUGAUUGACUUUCCACAGAUGGUUUCAACUUCUCAUCACAAUGCUGAAUGGUAUUUUGACAGAGAUGUUAAAUGCAUUAGAGAUUUCUUCAUGAAACGUUUCGGCUAUGAAAGUGAGCUUUAUCCAACUUUUAGUGAUAUCAGGAGGGAGGACUCUCUUGAUGUAGAGGUUUCUGCCAGUGGCUACACAAAGGAAAUGGAGGCAGAUAGUGAACUGCUUCAUCCAGUAGGUCCAGAUGAUAAAAAUACUGAAACAGAAGACAGGUCUGAAUUCUCACAUUCUGAUGAAGAGAUGUCAGAGAAAGCAAAGGUUUGUAGUUUAGAAAAUCAGAGUGAUCGAAACUCUACAGAUGAAACAGCUGACUGCUGUUGCAUAUCAUCUGGAGAUCUUGAGCAAAUAAAGGAAGAUGAUUUGUCAGAGGAGAGUGCUGAUGCACACAAUUUUGAAAUACCUGAAUUCAUUCGAGCUUUAGAAGAAAUAGAAGGGCAGGAUGUUGACAACAGUUCUGUAACUGAGUGUUCUGAGGAGAAAAACAAAACUGAAAAUGACACCAGGCAAGAUGGUAAAGCAGGUCAAGGAGGAAUCCCCAUGGGCUCUGAAGAGUAUGAAGAUGCAUGCCCUCAUCUGAUUGCCUUGUCGUCAUUAAACAAAGAAAUCAGGCCUUUCAGAGAUGAAGAAAAUACAGAAGAUAAUAAACAGUACAGAACAAGAACUCUGAGUGUUACUUCUGCGGGCAGUGUUUUAAGCUGUUCAACAAUUCCUCCGGAAAUGGUGAAGCAGAAGGUGAAACGUCAGUUGACAAAACAGCAAAAAUCAGCUGUCAGACGUCGAUUGCAAAAAGGAGAAGCAAAUAUAUUUACGAAACAACGGAGAGAGAACAUGCAAAAUAUUAAAUCAAGCUUGGAAGCAGCCAACUUUUGGGGAGAGUAAUAUAUUUAAGAUCUUGAACAUUUUCCAAAAAGUUACUAUAAUCCCUUUUUAAGCCACCCCUAGUCUUUUCUAGACCAAGACAGAUAUAUAAAUAGAUAAAUAAACUCUCUUUCAUCUGUUAAUUUGACUCAUUUGGUACAUCUUCCAAAGAAUAAUUAUAGUAUUCUGCUAAAGCAAUCUAAUUCUCCCAAGUAUUUUAGGUGACUGGUGAAUCCGCUAAAAUCUGUUUUUCAAAAUAAUCUUUUUUAGAAAUAUUUGGGUAUUUAAAAAAAAUACCACUGUUUUUUUGCUUUUUGUUCUAACUACAUUGUAGGGUUGUUUUGAGGACUACAUAAGUUAAUGCACAGAAAGCACUUAGAACAACGCCCAGCACUUCAUAAACAUUCCUUAAAGUGUAGCUAUUAGAAUGAUAAUUGUAAUGUUUAUCUUUCUGCUUUUCUAACGAUUUGGUUGCAUUCUAUUUAACCAUUGAAAGAAUCUACUGUCAUCUGUUUUUUUAGUUUCCAGUAUUAAGGGUCAGCCACUAAUGCAUAAUUUUAUUUUCUGCUUUUUAAAUUGGUAAUGCGGUCAUGGGAACAGAAAGUUGCUAUGGUCUCACCAGUUUCCACAUUUGCCAGUUUUUAUGCAGGCCUGAGCAGAAGUAGAAGAGUUAGGGGUGUGAGGAGGUAGAAUUGAUGAGGAAUGAAAACUUAUCUCUUAAUUCUCUUAGCUGGGUGGGUCCAGAACAUGUUUUCACUUCGAUAGUAACAAAUACUUUAGUACAGGAAAGAAAGAAAAUAUGUAAGACAUGGUUCCUCCCUCAAAGACUGUGUAAUCCAGUGAGAUGUGAAGAUGGGUGCCAAAGUGUGUAUGUACCUGAUGAUGAAUUCGUCCCCUCGGCAUUGCCCAAUGGGCCAAAAGGAGCAUCACCUAUGGUGGAAAAUGGCCACUAGAUGGCAGUCACUCCACGGUCACCAGACAGAAUGUCCUAAAAUUAUUUGCAUCCGUGAUAAUGAUCUACCAAAAAAAAAACCAGAUUUAUUUCCAAGAAUGAUAAAGACCGCAGAUUCCCUCUCACCUUUGUAAAAUUCAUUCUACUGUUUGCAAGACCUAUCAUCUAAUAAAUUACCUUUAAUAAUGGA
Molecule: messenger RNA, 2892 nt
Organism: Mirounga angustirostris (Northern elephant seal)
Lineage: Eukaryota; Metazoa; Chordata; Mammalia; Carnivora; Phocidae
Gene: RIOK2
Product: RIO kinase 2
Exons: 10
Coding region: 113-1771 (552 amino acids)
Biological process (GO): protein phosphorylation; maturation of SSU-rRNA
Cellular component (GO): preribosome, small subunit precursor; cytosol; nucleus
Molecular function (GO): protein serine/threonine kinase activity; ATP binding
Source: RefSeq, a predicted model, not a curated record